AUGAUUGCCUUGCGUUACAUUGCGCUCGAUACCAGUCAAUUCAAGCCGGAUCAACUCGAGAAAAUCAAUAGGAUUCUCUUUGGAUCGCUCAACUCUCUCGAGUGUGAAAUCAACUCACCGCAAGUGCAACCAACGUUUUUCGAUCCGAUUGUCAAUGGAUUGAAAUCUCAGUCACGUCAACUCAAAUCAUUUAUCUUUAGAAACACAGCUAGUAAUCUUACGACCACUCUAAAGAGCAUCGAUUGUGUAACUUCUCAACUGACCGAACUCUCGAUAAAUACUACACACGUCAACUUUAAAGAGUACGAUCUAUCCGGCUACAUCAAAGAUAGAUCGAAAACAUUGGAAUUGCUUACACUCUCGCUGUUCUAUGACAAGAUUGCCAGUGUUGGAUUCUAUGAGAAAACAAUGAAUUGUCAGUACCCAAAGUUGCGAGCACUCGAGUUUGGAACACUGGAUUACACACACGAGCUCGAUUGGUCGUUGAUCAACAAGACCAACUUCCCGAUGCUCACAGACGUUGGAUUCUAUUGGAACAGUUCAUCUAGACAGCUAGACAUUGAGUAUCAAACUAAAUUCAUCGAUUGUCUUUCACAUUUCAAGAGAAUUCACACCACUCUGAAUCUGUCGCCACUUAUACUCGAACAGAUGCCAACAAACAGCAACGUUGAAAAGUGGAAACUCAGAAUUUUCAGUCGAUUCAAAUCAAUCUCAUUCAAUCCCGUUGUCAAAACGAUAGCGAUCACCUUUACACAGAAAUUCAAUCAAGAAUCGUCAUCGGAUGAAAACGACGAGUUUAUGAUAUCGCUAUUCAACAGUUUGAUGCACCUUCGACUCGAUUACCUCUCACUCUGGAAUAUCAAAACCAAUUUCAUACCGCUACUAAUGGCGUACCUCGACUCUGAAGCGGCGCAAUCACUCACCUACUUUGGAUUCUCAAUUCCCACACAAACCAAUAUAUCAUUCAACUUUACUCCACUCAUUGAAAUACUUGCCAAACUACCAUGUCUAUAUACUCUGGAAUUCACUGACAUAUCAUCGCCUGAGCACGUAGAGCAAAUCGAACGCAUCACACAACUCUCGAAAUCAGUUGAAAAGUUAACCUUUAUUCAUUCAUCGACACUACACGAACCAACCGGAAUGAAAGAGAGCGACAAAUACAGUGUUAGCUAUGGUGGUAGCACAAAACAAACCAACAACGCCUUUACAUCACCUACCGAGGCAACAACAACUUCAUCAAGCAGUUCAAAAUCAUCUGGUUUCUGUAAAACACAAUAA
Molecule: messenger RNA, 1278 nt
Organism: Heterostelium album PN500
Lineage: Eukaryota; Evosea; Eumycetozoa; Acytosteliales; Acytosteliaceae
Exons: 1
Coding region: 1-1278 (425 amino acids)
Source: RefSeq, a predicted model, not a curated record